AUGAGCCAUUCGCUGUCGCCAACUAACAGGAAUUCUAUUUUCGGGUGGGUCAAGAACUUGAAGCGGGGCAGUCUUAUGUCCAGCGACAGUGUCAACGAUGUGCCCUCUGAUAGCGACGUGUUUCCCGUGGAAUCAAGAUCGCCUACGAAGUCGAUAAAUAACAGCCAGACCCAGGUGCACAGUCCGCAUUCGCAUCAGGAGUUUUUGAGGCCAAUACUACACCACAAGUCGAGGUCGACGAAUAAUUUGAACAGAGUGCGUUCGAACUCGUUUAAUCAAUCGGAAAAGAGUUCUAGUAUAAGACAGCACAGAGACUCAUUUUUACAACAUAAUCCCCUUGUGGAUGAAAACAGUAAAUACUUUGGCGUGUCCUUGGAGGAAGCUAUAAAACAGGCAUCAGCCAAAAUUUCAAUAUUGACAAAUGAAGACUCCGACCAUGUUCUACAAUAUGGGAAAAUCCCCAUUGUGGUAGCUAAGUGUGGGGUUUAUUUAAAAGCAAACGGUUUGAAUAUCGAAGGUAUAUUCAGAGUUGGGGGUUCCUCGAAAAGAGUAAAAGAGUUACAAUUGAUAUUUAAUUCCCCUCCAGACUUUGGAAAAAAAUUGAACUGGGAUGGCUAUACAGUUCACGAUGCCGCGUCAGUUUUAAGGAGAUACUUAAAUGCUUUACCGGAACCAUUAAUAACUUUGGAUUUAUAUGAAUCGUUUAGAGAACCAUUGAGAAAGAGACAAAGAAUAAUACACUAUAUGAAAUACAAAGCGGAAAAUCCAAACAAACCAUAUAAAAAGUCAACUACUGAUCUUUCGUUAAAUAAUGAUGAUAAAAGAACCAAUGCAAAUCCUGAGCUAUUGUCCUCAAAUGACUCUCAACCGCUAACAGAAACAAAUAUUGGGAGAUUCAAUAAAUCAAAUCUGUCUACCUCGCAAGGUUCACAGGACGUUUGGGAUUCAAAAAAUGCAUCGAAAAGUCCAUCUCCAUCGCAGCCUAACCCUCAGUCAAAUUCUCAAUCCCAAGCAGAUUUAAGUCAAGCUGCUAAUAGGAAUAACAUCGACGGUAAAAGCAAAGCUAAGAAGCUAAAGAAUUAUACGAAAUUAACCAAAGAUAUACAUGAUGCCAUUGAUGAAUAUAAGGCAAUGGUUGACAAUUUACCGAAUUUAUCGAAACAACUAUUAUUUUAUAUAUUAGAUUUAUUGGCAAUGGUGCAAAAUAACUCCAGUGAGAAUUUGAUGCCGUCUAGAAAUUUAGCGGCAAUAUUCCAACCAUCUAUUUUAUCGCAUCCAAGUCAUGAUAUGGAUCCGAUAGAAUAUGCAUUAUCCCAAUUGGUAGUUGAAUUUUUAAUUCAAUAUGCCUAUAUAUUGUUACCGAACCAGAAUCCGGCAAAACUGGGAACGUCCAGAUCGAAGCAAGUUUCUUCUACGUCAUUGGACAAGGCAGGCCAAACUGAUUGUGAAUCAAAGCAGUCACAUAUCCCAUCGCGAGAACAAUAUCAGCAGCAGCAAGAACGAAACCAGUUAUCUCAGCAAUCGGAAGAUGCUGCCAGUAAUUUGACAUCAACGAGUACAACCCCGUUAGGUAUGGAAUCCUCUUUAUUGAACAAACCUGCUUUCAAACGUUAUCAUAGCAAAUCCUUAUCGUCAUCAUCCAACCACGAAGACUUGGUUGGAUAUCAGAAUAAUGUCAAUUCGAAAUCUUUGUCUAUUGUGGAUUCAGACCAUGACUUCGAAAUCACUGACGAUGAAAAUGACGACGAUACACCGGAAGUGGACAUUAAAAACUCAGUAAUUAGCCCAGAUGAGUUUAAAUUUGUUACCGAUGGCAAUCAUGCUCUCGACGAAGCAAAUUUCACUCCCAAUGUUUCUAUUGUUGUUUCGACUCCACCGGUGACGGUAUCUAACACUAAAGUUGAGUGA
Debaryomyces hansenii CBS767 is the source of this 1908-nucleotide messenger RNA. RefSeq names its product Sac7p (gene SAC7). Bases 1 to 1908 code for a protein of 635 amino acids. Lineage: Eukaryota; Fungi; Ascomycota; Pichiomycetes; Serinales; Debaryomycetaceae. Gene Ontology annotation, molecular function: GTPase activator activity. Gene Ontology annotation, cellular component: cell cortex. Gene Ontology annotation, biological process: activation of GTPase activity; regulation of fungal-type cell wall organization; signal transduction. The record is from RefSeq and is a predicted model, not a curated record. The transcript has a single exon.